Molecule: messenger RNA, 468 nt
Organism: Parnassius apollo (apollo)
Lineage: Eukaryota; Metazoa; Arthropoda; Insecta; Lepidoptera; Papilionidae
Source: the annotation of a GenBank genome assembly
AUGCAACAUUAUUUGCAUGUUCAUCUUAAGUUGCGGCCGAAACUGCGGACUUGUCACGUCUGCGGCGUCAAGUUUGCGCCGCAUUUGCGCGCUGAACAUUUCGAGAAAGCGCACGGCGUUCCAGCCCCGUCUUGCGGUGCUUGCGGGAAAAAAUUCGCCUAUCCCAACCUAAUGUUGCGUCAUCAAAAGUUAUACCACAUGGGCGAGAAGAAAUACUCCUGUAAUAUUUGUGAUAUGGCAUUCAAAACGCGCAGUGACCUUACGAAGCAUGCAGUCAAACAUUUAGAUGUCAGAACGUUCAAAUGCGAAUUUUGCGACAAAUCGUUCAAAUGGAAACACAGCCUUAAUGUUCAUAUAAGAAUGCAUCUCAACGAUAAACGUCAUGUGUGCGAAGUGUGUCAAGAGGCAUUUGUACAGCAGUCGAGCUUGAAAUACCAUAUUGUAAAGAAACAUCCGGAAAGAGUAUAA